CUGUUGCACACGUAGCUUCUCGUACCGGUGUCAGCCUUGACGGGCGCCAGCCGACCUGGACACGUAAUUUUUUCGCCUGCGUCCACACGUGGAGUGCGCGACACCAUCGAGGUGUAGCAUCCUCGACGUCGGAUGAACGAACGGGGCUAAGUGACGUCGAUAUGUGAUCCGUGAUCGAGUGUCGGAGUGAUCAGCGGAGCACCAUGUCGACCACGGACGUGUUUCGCAUGGCGCAGCAGGGACCCACCGAAGAGGAGCAAGGGAGACUGAAGGCUGAUCUACAAUACCUAAGAAGGAAGGGACUUCUGAAGGCGUCCGGUGAUCUAUCGUACCAAGGACGUAAAUGUGCCAGAUGCGGUGCACCGUUUGGUAGAUUUUACAACACCGGGGCUCCGUGUACACGCUGCAGGCACCGAGUUUGCAGACAGUGCCGUAUCGAGGUCAGGAGCCCUACCGAUAACAAAGACGUCGAAUGGAUUUGUAACAUUUGCUACAAAAUUGCGGAGCUACACAUCGUCACGGGAAAAUGGCCGUACGAGAACGCACCGUCGAAGAGAUCCAUCAGCGGGAAGUCAUCGUUUCCUGUCGAAAUCUUGAAGCAUAGCAUCCGACGAGCUUGGACCAUCAACAGUCCACCCACACGUUGGUCAGCAGCGAGGAAGUCCCCGGAGCUGCGAAUAUAUCGAAGUCUGCCUUCUCGUCACCAGGACUACCGGGACGUCGUGAACAAGAACGAAAUCGUAAAAUCCAUCGACAGCGAGCCAGUCGAAACGAUCGAAGCGGAAGAUUGCAAUGGCGUAACGCGAAACGAGACGUCCGAAAGAUCCGCGUCGCGAGACGAACGAACGAACUCGAAACGAAUAGAAAAAUCCAAUAAACAAGAAGAGGAAGUGCCAUCGGCCGAUGCGAAAUCGAAGAAGAACCGGACAGGUAAAACGAAGAACGAAGAAGAGGAGACUCACCAGGAGCAGAGUACACCGAGAAUCUCGUUGUUGAAGCCUCCUAGGAUACUGACCAAACUUAUUUCGCCGGAAGUUAAGAAUUUGAAACAUGGAGAACGGAAGUCCAAUAUUCCGAUAUUUAGGAGGAGCUCCAAGGAGUUUGAGGAUAUUAGAAGCCCGCAGGAGUCGCCGAAACGUUCUCUCAUCCCGCAAAGAUACCGAGGAAGCACCGACGACCUGCGGCGCAGUCGCGAGGACAUAAGCGUACCGAGCCUGAUCCCGAAGCUGCUGUCUCCGCGCGCCAAGGAGGAUCGUCUGAAGCGGCAGGACAGCAAGGACGACGUGCGCUGCGCGGGCAAAUCGCGAAAGGAGGAUACGAAGCCAAAGGAGGAAUCGAGGCUGGGCAAUCGACUGUUCCGCAGGGACAACAGCCGCGAGGACGUGGGUAGGGACAGCGGGAAUUCAAAUGCGAACGUCGCUGCAAAAGGAAAGCAAACCGGCAAAGAGGAGAAGCAAGACAGGCCCGAAGAACGCGUGGGCGUCUCUGCCACGUCGAAAUCGAAGCUGCACGAACAGAGCCGGACAAGAGUGGCCGCCAGAGAGAACCCGAGGAUCGCGGAUACGCACGUGGAGGAUGACCGAGUGAGGGACGAGGACAACGAAGACACGAUGCUCGACGUCGUACUCGCUGAUGAGAUACUGCUGAAGGAGGAGACCGUCAGGAAAACGGAUAAGCAGGAGCGCGACGGAUUCCCGGAUACCGACGUUCAAGAGAAGAGAGGAGAUUCUAUGAAGGACACUUCGGAGGGAUUUGUCGAGGACGAUGUCGCUGCCUUCAGGGCGCUGGAACGGAAGGAAGCCACGCAUGGAAAGAAGACAGACGAUUUUCAAGUGGUACGUCGAAAAUUUUCCAAGGAGGAGUUCUCCAAUCCAGACGAUACCGACGACGCCCACAAUAAACGUUGCUCCAGCCACUUGUCCCCAGAAGCGAGUCCGUUAAGUACGAGAUCAUCGAGGUACAGUCCGAGGGAGAGCGAGAGCGAGCCAACACCGGCACUGCCCAGGAAAACCGACUCCUCUUCAGCUUCCCAGAGAAUACGAGAGGCCAUCACGAGAAGUAGAAGAGAGUCGAAUAGCAGCACCAGAUACGAGAGCAGCGGCAGCGAAAGCAUCAGGCUAAGCGAGACGGGUUUGCACGGAUACGCGGAGGUGGCCCGGAAAGUGAAAUUAUUCGACGGCGGCGGAAGCGGUGCUGUUCCGUCGGCCAUCGGAAGUGACGAAGUAGUGCAACGUGAUAGUGCAACAAGUGCAGGGGAAGACGAGUCCCACGAUGAUAAUCAUGGGAGAACAGGUCCCGUUUCUUCUCAAGGAAGAAGCAUAUUUCGGAGGAGAAGACAAUUUGAUGCGCAAGGUUCUCGUCGAAGAGGUCGAUCGCACGCGAGGACGUGUUGCUCGGAAGAACUGCAAGGCUUCCAGACUGUGCACGUGAUAGGCCGUGACGGAAGACAGCUGAGCCCGACCGGAAACCAGGCUCAAGAUCAGCCGCUGGUGGACUACAGGCGUCUCGUGUUCAUCAGCUCGGACUCGUCUUCCGGUCGCGAGGAGGACGACGCCGACAGCAGUUGUUCCAGUUCCUCGUAUCUGAACGGACUGCCACGCGGCAGCAGUCACUCGCAGUCCCUGGAGGACUGCGACUGGGACUACUUCGAAAGUGGGACUCUGCCGCUGCCUCCUGGUGCGCCCAUCACCGUCGCGACGAACAACGUUGGCACGGACACUAAUAGUCAGGACUGGAGCUGCUGCCCUGGACGGGGGACUACUGCCUGCCUGGCCUGCGGAGGAUCCCGAAGCACGAACGUACUGCCCGUGCCCGUACCCAUCCCGGUGCCCGUGCCCUACCCGGUGCCGGUGCCAGCGUCCCUGUGGACGGGCGACUUCGCUGCAGCCGCGUCCUCCAUGAUAAGUCGCAGCGAGGAUGCGCACGCCGAGCCGGGCACCCUGAGGUUGAGAGGUGACCCUGCAGCGCCGUGGUUCGCCUGGCACCCCCGCUUCAACCAGCCGCUCCACGGGGCCAGAUUAGACCCGAGGUUGGCGAGUGCCUUCAACCCUACCACCUGCACCUUCAGGCCAGACCAGGUGCUGGCUUCGCGACUGUACGGGUCUACCAUCGAGACGUCUAUUCCCACGACGGAGGCUCUUCAGCAGCGGCUGAACGGUCUGCAGAUAAAUCAGAACGAGGACGAGGCUGGAGCGUCGAAAUCGGAGGAGGGUCUGCAGGAGGAGGAAUCGAAAUGUAGAGAACAGUGUUCCCUGAGGGGGACUGAGGAGAAGGUGGAGAAGAGCGAGGAGAACAAUGACGAGACGAAAAAAGAUGAGGACUGCCAAGAUUCCGUGAGCGUGUCCUUUGAGAGCAGGAGGGGGCAGAGGAUGUACCAACACGAGGACUCUGGCAGCUCCUCGGGGCGCUCUUCCGCAGACAGCAGCGACUUGGACGAUGACUCAUCUUCUCAUAGGUUCUCGAGGAUCUUUGUUGUCAACGAUGAUUCUCUGACGAGCGAUAAUGACAUAGAGGAUAACGGGGACGAGGACGACUCGGACUCGGCGGCCGAGAACGGCAUCACCUUGAAAAGGGUGACCGCUCUUCCGGACGAGGAGCCAGUGGUGUUGCAGUAUGUUCGGUUUUUGAGUGAGGAUUCAAAUUUUGAAAGUGGCAGUGGUGAUCGUGUGGACAGAGGUGCGGACAGUGUUUCGGGAGGGCGGGAGGAAAACGCGAACGGUAACGAGAAGCGGAAGGUUCGUGCCAAGAGGAGCAACAUGGAGAGGAGCAACGAUAAGAGGAUCACCGUUUCGUUACAGCAUCGUGAAAUGCCCGAGGAAAUGUAUAUCGCGAGUGAUAACGAUUAUUCGGAGAAUCAAAUCGAACUGAAAUCCAUUAAGACUUUAGAUCCCGAUAGCAUCGAGCCGGUGAGCAUGAAUAACACUGGCAACGACUCAAGAAAUGACAAUUCGAAAUCCGAAGAAUCCAAAGUGACGGAUUUGGACGGUCAGAAUCAUUUCUUCCUGACCGACUGCUGGGAUUCGAACAUAAUCCCCGAUUCCUUGGAAAUCUCCUGUCAAAAAUUGUUGGACGGCAGCCGUUUAUCUCCCGACAACCUCCUGGAGGCAACGAACUUUCGAGUCUCGACUCCACUGACGUCCGACGAUCGCAUGAACGGCAACGCCUGUUGCGAAACUGGCGCCGAUAACGCGGCACCGUUAUCGCAGAUAAUGACCAACGAAAUCGUAGAUCGCGCCGAUAACGCCGAGCACGACACAAUAGCCAGCGAUUUGAAUUCGAACCUAGCGGCGAGCGCGUCUUCAGGGUCCGAGAGUUUCACGAGCAACGAGACGAACGCAACGGGCAGCGAGGUGAGCAGCGACGAACUCCACGAGUACGAGGUAACACCAGCCAUCGUCUCUCCGUACGAGCGCGAGGAGUUCUCGUUUCCGGCGACGAACGGACCAGCCACGAAGAGUUUCAAGGACACCGAUUACCGCGAGGAAUCCGCGCCGAGCCGCGGCAAAUGGAACGCACAGUACGAGGGGGCAGACGUUGAGCAAUCGUCGGACGAUUCAAACAACGGAGGUGUCGUAAGCGUGCGUACCGCGGUCGAUCCCAUGCCGAUUACCGCGGAGGAUGAUCAAUCGAACCCCACAGAUGGCGCGGUCGAGCCGGAGACUAACCACGGCGAGAUUGAGUCGGAAUCGGCGAGCUGCGACGUGGGCGACAUGAUAACCAGCAAGAUCCACGAGAUGUUCAAGAGCACAGGUAAAGCGGAGAGUGCGCAUGACUCCGGCACGGUGAGAGGCGAGAGUCCUACUUGCGGGCAGGUGGUAGGAGAGGCGCACGAUGGUGGUGGUGAAGGUAGCGGCAUCGACGCCGGUGGUGGAGGCGCGGAUGGAGGCUGCGCCGUAGAGGGGAUAGAAGGGGAACCGACUCGGUUGCGCUCAGUCGAGCGACGCCCGUCCACUGGAAAGGAGAAUGGAUUCCCUCCUGCCGCGUCGACCAAGGAUUCCAUCAGAGACGUCCUGCAGUUCGCGCCGACGGUCCACAAUAUCGGGAACAACAAGUAUAAGAGUCUCGUGAUGAUCACCCAGGAGGCAUCGUAUCAGCCAGUGAGCGUCAUCACGUCGGACACGACGACCUUGUUGCAGCCGGAUGAGGUGCACGCUGGUCAGGGACUGGCUGGGUACUUCCAGCUGGCGCUGGAACGGGCGGUGUCCGAGCAGCCGCAUCGGAAAAAUGGUCAGGGCCCUAGGAGGCCGCUGAUGGUCAAACGGUUGGCCGCUGUGACGACGAACCACUCGGAGGCGGAGGUGGACAGCGGCCUUAGUGUCGGUAGUGCGAGUGAAAGCGACGACGUGUCGGUGAAAAAUGCCGCGAAAAUAGCAGGUCGUCCGAACGAUAACAACGAGGAUAGUGGCUCGAAGGAGCGCCAGGUGAACGAGCACCGCGAGGGCACUCGGGUGCGUGCCUUCUCGCAAUCUAGUGACGAGAAUUCGGGUAGUGGUGGGGUCGUGAUCUUGGAGGAAGGAUUGGCAGACGAUGAUUCAUGGGUUGAAGAGGUUUCGCACGACGAGGAUGAGGCUGGAGGCACCACAGCCACGGAGGAGAGCUCCGAGGAUGAGGCGAAUAACCUUGGCGACCGCGAAGAGGAGCUCAGAGGAUAUCACAGGCAGGCUAUCGACUUCACCCUGCACACCAUCGUCGAGGAGUCCUGCGAGGAGAGCGAAGCGGAGCCCAGUUUGGCCACGGGUAGCCCGUCCAAGAAGCAGAGACCACCUUCAGCGUCCGAACUCGAGAAGUAUUUCUUCUUCGGCCUUGGGGGAGAUGGCAACAACUCCAGCAUGGGUUCGAGAGAAGUGGACAGCUUGUCGGAAACGUCGUCAAUUUACUCGGAAGGACUGGAAUCGCUAGGUCAGGAUGAACCCUCCGGUACCGGACAGAGUCAGGAAAGAUCAAACUCUGGAGAAGGGUUCCUAAACUCUUCCAGAUUGGAGAAGUACUUCUUGUCCGAGUUCCUGGGAUUCGAUCAGGACAGACGGGACUCUGAUGGGUCCGUCGGCAGCGACUCAGAAGGCAGGCCCAGCCCUGAGGCCCAACGGAGGAAGAAGCUGGUCCGCGCCAGAGGCACCGGUAGAUCACACAGCUCUUCUUUGGACAACCUGCUGGCUCUCACGCAAAGCUCUCAGAACUUGAGCUCGCAGAAUUCUCUUCAGGAUCUAAGUUUGAACCAGGACUCGCAGGAGACUCAGUCAGAAGGUUCGUCUACUGAGACGGACGGUGCAGACGAUCAGACAGCUGCAUUUGGGACGGACGGACAAUUUGAUACCGUGAAACGAAAGAAGAAGAAGCCGAGGAACCUGGGAACGCAGAGUCCACGUGUUCCUGAUGACAGAAACAAGACCCCAGAACCGAACAGAGAGAUGGUCCUCGUUGGGGAAGUGGUGAUGGAGAACGAAGCUGAAGCGUUGAAUUCCGAGGACUCUGAGAGGGCGAAGACUCCGCAGCCCGAGUCUGUGUUGUCCUCUUCGCCAUCAAUGACCGCAAGCAACUUAUCAUCGUCGACUUUGUUAGCUGAUUCCUCAAGAAGCAUUCAGAUGAGCUCAGGCGAGUCGAUGUCCUACAAUCAAAAGUCUAAGCAGCAAUCAAGGGACUCUGGUUUCGUGGGCAGCUGCGAUGAUCUCCUGCAACAUCAGAAGCUACCUGACGACGUUCAAUCCAACCCAGAAGUCAACCAGGACAGCACGAAGGAUCGUUCUACCAACGAGAACAAUAAAAACGUCCAGGAUGUGAACCAGAUCACUAACGGAGUCGCUGGGGUUGAAAAAAGUAACGUGACCAAGAUGGAUCACACCUUGAACCAUACCACGUUGCCUCACCUGCCGAACGCUUCCCUCUCGAGGAAGGACAGCUUCAACAACUGGUCCAGCGACGAGGAGACGAACCUGAUGAUGUCGAAGAUGAGACAGUUCUUCAAGACCAUGGUCGCCAAUUCGAACGGGCAGAACCAGAACGCCAACCCGAAUUCGAGUGGUGCCUCGCCUGCACCCAGUCCUCGAUUACCUGGCUACACCUCCAAAGCCAGACUAUGUUCACAGAACCGCACGAAACCGCCUCAACUGGUAUAUUUCGAGAACGAGCUGACCAGGUUGAUGAAGACGGUGCCAGGAAUAAGGGACGAACAGGUUCGGGAGAUCGUCGAGUACCUCAGCUCGGAGGACACGUGGUCAGACUCGUACGACAGCUCGGACUACACCAGUUCGGAUUUGGAGGGAGCAGCCGGAGGUCGGCGAUCUGCUCUUCAGGAACAGAUAUCCCAGAGCUGCCAACAGAUAAUCAGCAAAUUCGACACCACGUCGGGUGACAAUCUACUGGACAAGGAGAAGGAGGACAAGACUGGCCCCACUGCCGUCCAGGCUCCCUGCCUGGGCAGGGACACUGCUUUCGUCUACCAGAAGCUGGUCCAGAGUUUCACCAAGAUGGCCGGCGACGGAGUGAGCUCCGACGCUAACUCUACACCUCACAGCAGCCCACCGUUGAUCGCCAAGGUGAUGCACCACAUCGGCAGCCGGCUGGUAGCCUUAAUGCACGAGGUCUCAGAAGGUGGACCCGCCGUUCAGCCUCACUCCACGAGCUGGAGACGAUACUCCCAGCAUCACAGGACACCUUCUUCGGCCUCCACCACCGAGGACGACGACUCCACCUCGGAUUCCACCAACGCUCCUUCGUCGACGCAUCUGCAGCUGCCUAGGUCCAAAUCGCACGACCCUCUUCUGUUGAUCAACACCCAUCCAGCGGCUUCCACCGGCCAGGAAGGCGAAGAACGGGAAGCCAGUGACUACGAAAGGUUCUCCUGGCGAGGAAGCUUCGAGUCUGCCCUCAUGGCGGCGGACUCCAGGACGAAACUCAGCCUGCUGGCGUGCUCCGGGGAUAGUGUCGGUGCUAGUGCUAGUGCCAGCGCUUUGGCGAUGGCCGCCAAGCGCCGCAGUGCCGGGGAUCUGUUGUUCAAUCCAAAGAGUUUCUCCAGGGAACAGUUGGAUAGGGUUAGAAGUUGUGGGUCUAUCGGUGGCGGGAGUGGAGGGGGUGGAGGAUCGGUCGAGGAGAGGAUUUGGACCAACAGAAGAAGAUCAUCCGUUCCCGACGCCAACACCAGGGGAGAGUCUGGCGCAUCUGCAGGUGACGACGACACGGAGGACGAACUCGAGUACAAUGGCGAGUCGCGGGCGACUACUCUGCCCCGCGGAAUGCAGUCCGCCAUCACGGCGGCUACCAAUUCGCUACCACGCUUGCCAGCUUCUACCGCACCCGCUGGCUUAACCACCACGUCCACCACGCCUUCCUUGACGAUGCACAAAGCGCACAGCGUGUAUCAUUUUCUGCCGCAACAUUCCGGUGUCAAAUCAGCCAGGUACAGACCACCUGGCUUUGCGAGGAACAGCAACGUGGCUGGCGCUAUUGGUGGACCCAAACGUGCGGUCAGCGCACCCGGUCUUCAAGUUUCGGGAUCACAGCCGUCCGCUGGGAAGAGGGACAACUCCAGGUCCAGGAGGCAGCAGGCUAUGUCUCUUACACCCGAUGACGGAAGCAGCUUGUCGGAGGCGUGCAGCACGCCGAUCAUCGGCGCCGGAUCGCGGGCGGGAUCUAGUCACACGGUGAUCGAUGUGGACGACAUGGAUUCCGGGCUGCACUCUGGUCAUCUCGCAACCCGUGCAUCGUUGUCGAGUCUUGGAGCAAGAUCAGAUUCAAUGGCGUCGGUGUACAGCGGCGCCGGCGAGGGGCGUUGUUGUCGCUCCGUGGUGGUGACCGGCGAAGUCGAGUUCGCUCUACAGUACGACUACAAGCACCUAACAUUCGAGGUGCAUGUAACGAAAUGCAAGAAUCUAGCGCCCGUUGACGUAAAGCGCAAACGAUCCGAUCCAUACGUGAAGGUGUAUCUACUGCCCGACAAAUCGAAGAGCGGCAAACGAAAAACGAAGGUGAAGAAACACACGUUGAACCCGGAAUUUAACGAGACACUGAAGUUUCACAUGAGUCUCAGCGGUCUGGAGACCAGAACACUGUGGCUGACCGUCUGGCACUCAGACAUGUUUGGACGCAACGAUUUCCUCGGCGAGGUCCGAAUGCCCUUGGAGAACAAGAUCUUCGACGAUCCUACGCCGAAGUGGUACCCGCUUCAGGAAAGAACGGAACCGUUUGAUGACCCCGUCGCAUACAAAGGCGAGGUGAUCGUCGGUUUAAAAUUCGUGCCACCAGAUCCUACGCAACAGGAACGCGAUCGAGAAACCGGAUCAGACCGUGGUAUAUCUAAAUCGAAAAAGAACUGGAGUCGCGGUGCAUUGCACGUGCUCGUUAAGGAGGCUAGAAAUUUGCAAACCAGGGCGAAGAAUUCGGGAACGUGCGAUCCGUUCUGUAAAAGUUACUUACUGCCUGACAAGGGUCGUUCAGGAAAACAAAAGACUGGAGUGGUUCGCAGAUCUGGUGGUUCGCCAGUAUGGGGUCACACGUUUAUUUAUAAAGAUGUUAGCCUGCAGGAACUAGCCGAACGCGGACUGGAAUUAACAGUCUGGGACCACGAUCGCAUCGCUAGCAACGAAUUUUUGGGCGGUGUACGAUUUAAUCUUGGCACAGGGAAACAUUACGGCAAACCAGUGGACUGGAUGGACGCGACCGGUCGCGAGCUCUCACUGUGGCAAAGCAUGCUAGAAAGACCUAACUUCUGGGUCGAGGGUGCCGUGACCUUGAGGCCGAAUCUGCAUAAUCACGGGAAGAACGGCAACUCUUAAUCGUCUUGAUUUGUUUCGGUCUCGAAGGACACAUUCGUUCGCGACCUUGAGGGUCACCGUUUUUAACGAAGCUUGAAACGCUUCGGUCCUAGUGUAACCUGAAAAUUAAUGUACAUAAGUGGCUGUUGAAGUGUGCCACGUGACUUUCGAAGUGAAGAAAAUCAGUGCCUUUAGACGAUUCUUUUAGACGGCACGAUCGAAAUUUUCGUCAAGCCUCUCGAUACCAGAGGUGGUCCAUGCUCGAAAGUUCCAAAUACUUAUAUUUCAUUCAAUCAUCGUUCAAAUUCUUUACGGAGUUAUUCUUCUAUCUAGUUGGUAUCCAUUUUUGAACGAAGGUCCUAAUUAGAUCUAGGUCAACGGAACAACGAUUUACGAAAUUCGUGCAAUAUCGCGUGCAAGGAACGCGAACUUGUUGUGGAUUGUUAAUUGUCUAGGGGAAUCCGUUUGGGGAAGGCGCGUGAGAGUUGGACCAGGUCUGCUCAUUGAAGCCUUUUACAUUUUUCAAAUUUUAUAGUUCAAAUUUACAAAUCCUCAAAUACUUAAAUCUACAAAUUCUUCGAGCUUUAAAACUUGUCCUAAGCUUCUAAAUCGUCAGCUCUGAAGUCCUCAAAUAUCCAAAUCCCCAAAUCCCUAAAUCUCCAACUAUUUAACUGUCCAUACUCCCGAGUCCUCGAGUCUCCAAAUCCCCAAAUCCCUAAAUCUCCAACUAUCUAGCUCUCCAUACUCCCAAGUCCUCGAGUCUCCAAAUCCCCAAAUCCCCAAACCUCCAACUAUCCAGCUCCCCAUACUCCCAAGUGCCCAAAUUUCUAAAUGAAGGAAUUAGAGACUGAAUGACCCACGGUUUCCAUAACGUAACGUCCAGGUAUAAGGUUAUGUUUGAACAGGCCUGAGUCGAAAUUUGUCAUGGGCGUCCAAACGUAUCCAGGUGGCUAUCUGCCGUGCGAGCAUUCUUCGUGGCCAAGUACAUUAUAGGAGGAGAAAAAUGUUAGCUGGCCCCGUUCCAAGAGUCUUAAUUAACCCGGGAAGUUAGCGCAAUUGUAGAAGUGCUUUGGAACGCGGCUGGCAUGUGGACACUUUCCUUUCUUCGAGAGAAAGAUGCUUCCAGUGUGUACAAUACUUGAAACGAUUUCUCCCGUUGAGCAUUGCCAAACAAGGAUGGAACGGUGUAUUUAAGGAAUUAAAUAUAACCGGCUUCCAGUACAUAGAAAUAUAUUCAUAUAAAUAUUAUAUUUAUACAUUUACGUAGGAUACGGUAGGCCACGGGGCUUUGGAUCAAUUGUUAUCAGCGGGAGUGUUAGUAUUCGCCGAUUAGAAACUUCGUAGGUCCAGCAUGGAAGGAAUUGAAAGGCUGGUGUACUUGUACUUAACUAAUUAUACAAUGGCGAGUCUCCGGUUAGUGUAUGUAGACAGUUAUAGUAAUAGCGUUGUAUAGUCGGUCAAAACAGUGUAUCAGAUUAAUCAGAUAUUUCUACAGAGGUUCAAAACCUCAAGUUGUUCGCGGACUCAUUGUAUGAGAGUUAAUAUGUUGUUUUCACUGACUAUACCUGUACAUACUGCUGGUGGAAAUGAUGUGGUGCAGCCAUGAAUUAAGCAAUAGCAGGAAUUGACGCAAUAGCUGAAGUCUUGAUAUGAUAGCAAGGUUGAACCUUACGUAUAUCUGAAUAAUGUUCAUCUAAUUUUAAGAGUGUCAUGUUUCUAAUAGCUAUAAAUUUAUGGUACAUAAUAUUGCAGACAUAAGACUAUUUUCUUCAGGAUCAAACUAACAUAUGACAUUCUUAUUCAGAAAUAACGUAAAGUAACCUUGCACCUUAAGAGGUCAAAGCUCCCACUAUUUUUCACGAACGAGCUAGAAACAGAUGUCGACCUAGAAUAUUUAUAUUUUUAUAUUCCAACGUUUCAAUUUUGCGAUAGCACUAUACCAUUUCCACCGAGUAUACUUAUCCGUAAGACUCUUCCUAAAUACAGGGUUAACAAGUGAAACUACGAAAACUGCCUUCGACGUAAGUUCUUGUAAAGGUAAGCAACGUGUCGAGGAGCUGAUAGGGCAAUUUUUUUCUCGGAUUAAUCGAGUUCGUUGCAAAACCAUCAUUGUAUACGUUUAAGGACCAAUAAUAUUAAAUUAAUAAUAAAGUCAAUCGCAGGAGUAGCGUUGAAAUUCACGACACGCGUUUUAUCUGUUUCCGUCAUUUUGUGUCACGUGACACUCGAGGAAAUGGAGCCGAGCAAUUAUUUAUGUGUCACUCUUCAGUGUACGUGAUAAUAAAAAUUUUGUACGUUUA
Messenger RNA from Megachile rotundata (alfalfa leafcutting bee), 12046 nucleotides. RefSeq lists its product as uncharacterized. Gene Ontology annotation, cellular component: exocytic vesicle; plasma membrane. The record is from RefSeq and is a predicted model, not a curated record. Gene Ontology annotation, biological process: exocytosis. Lineage: Eukaryota; Metazoa; Arthropoda; Insecta; Hymenoptera; Megachilidae. Gene Ontology annotation, molecular function: neurexin family protein binding.